Messenger RNA from Saccoglossus kowalevskii, 666 nucleotides. RefSeq lists its product as uncharacterized. NCBI's taxonomy places the organism in Eukaryota, Metazoa, Hemichordata, Enteropneusta, Harrimaniidae. The record is from RefSeq and is a predicted model, not a curated record.
GCAAGAUGUUUCUGCCCCUGGUUAUGUUUGGCAUUAUUUUUUCCAUUACUAUGUUAAAUCCCAAGGGCUUCAUUACAAUGCUGGAUAAAGUGACUUCACUUGUACUAAAUUUAGAAGCUGGUUUCUUUGUAUUUGUCAUGAUAAAAAUGUCAAGAAGAAAAAAGUACAGGGAUUUAAAACUACCCUUACAGAUUAGCAAAUUUCUAUAUCCAUUCCACUAUGUAGUGUUUAUUUACUUUAUGUUUGCUGUGACAUAUGAUAUAUUCAUCACUACAUAUGAAGGUGUUAUGAAAGAAGAAUUCAGUUUCUAGUUCAAGACACAGCUGUAGCUGCAGGCACUAUUGCUAGAUCUAAAGUUGUAUACAACUUACUACCAAUUGUGAUUCCUUAUCUGAUUGCUAGUGAGAAUUCAGGUCCAUUGGCUAUUCCACUAUUUUAGACGACUUGUGGUAGGGUGUGAGGUGGGUUGUAAGUAUACAGCCUUGUUGUGAGGUGGGUAAUUGAUAAAACGGCUAAAUUACGGUUCUGAAUGAGACAAUAAACAGAGAAUGCUUUAAUCAAAAACGUCACCAAACCCUUCAUGCUACCUUAAACUGUUUGGAAUUUUUAUGAUUUUAUAAUUUUAUGGCAGUGUUUGAAAUUUCUCAAAAUUGUGGCCAAGAAACC